Molecule: messenger RNA, 1322 nt
Organism: Cavia porcellus (domestic guinea pig)
Lineage: Eukaryota; Metazoa; Chordata; Mammalia; Rodentia; Caviidae
Gene: Rad1
Product: RAD1 checkpoint DNA exonuclease
Exons: 6
Coding region: 276-1124 (282 amino acids)
Biological process (GO): DNA damage checkpoint signaling; DNA repair
Cellular component (GO): nucleus; checkpoint clamp complex
Molecular function (GO): 3'-5' exonuclease activity
Source: RefSeq, a predicted model, not a curated record
UCCGAAACCGGCCCGAAGAUACCUCCCAGUAACAGGGGUAAGGGUCGGUACGCCGCCGCCCACGAGAAGGCGGCCACGAGCGCCAGGGUUAGACGUUAACACUGUGCCCAGUCCACGGAAGAGGAAUGCUGACCGCGCUCCGGUAACACUCUGGGGACUGGAAAUUAGCAGAGCACUAGUUAAACAGGCAUCCGAGAAAGGCACAGGGGAGAUCGCCACCGCAAGUGUUGAGCGAUCUGCGGGACCUGCUCCUUGGAACGAAUGUGUGAUAUACCAUGCCCCUCCUAACUCAACACGUCCGAGAUGAGAACCGUCAGUACUGCUUAGUGGCCAGCCUUGACAACGUUAGGAAUUUCUCCACUGUGUUGAAAGCUAUUCAUUUCCAAGAACAUGCCACAUGUUUCGCUACUAAAAAUGGAAUCAAGGUUACUGUGGAAAAUGCAAAAUGUGUGCAAGCCAAUGCUUUUAUUCAGGCUGAAGUAUUUCAAGAGUUUCGGGUUGAGGAAGAGUCUGUUAUAUUUCGAAUAAACUUAACUAUCCUUUUAGACUGUCUAUCUAUUUUUGGAUCAAAUCCUAUGCCAGGGACUUUCACUGCACUUCGGAUGUGUUACCAAGGACAUGGUCAGCCUUUGAUGCUAUUUCUAGAAGAAGGAGGAGUGGUGACAGUCUGCAAAAUCAAUACUCAGGAGCCUGUAGGAACUUUAGACUUUGAUUUCUGCAGCACCAAUGUUAUCAGUAAAAUUAUUCUGCAGUCAGAGGGGCUCCGUGAGGCCUUUUCUGAAUUGGAUAUGACGAGUGAGAUCCUACAGAUGACCAUAUCUCCUGACAGGCCCUAUUUCAGGUUAUCUACUUUUGGAAAUGCAGGAAGCUCCCACCUUGACUAUCCCAAAGACUGUGAUUUGAUGGAAUCUUUUCACUGUAAUCAUACCCAGGUCAACAGGUACAAGCUUUCCUUACUGAAACCCUCUACAAAGGCAUUGGUUUUAUCGUGUAAAGUAUCUAUCAGGACAGAUAACCGAGGAUUCCUUUCAUUACAGUAUAUGAUUAAAAAUGAAGAUGGACAAAUAUCUUUUGUGGACUAUUACUGCUGCCCAGAUGAAGACAUUCCUGAAUCUGAGUCCUGAGUAUGAGAAUUUGCAGUGAUAUUUAUGCAUGUUGAUAAUAGGCUGUGAUCUCUGAGAACAGAACUCUUCAUGAUUUCCUGCUGUAUUUUCUAUAGGGAAGAAGGAUGGAGAAGAUAGGAGCAAAGUCUCCAUAGUCUAAACAGUUGCUAUGUGUUUUAUAAAUAAAUGUUUCUUGCAGUCAUAGAUUACCCAGCUUAA